CUAUCUGUCUUAUAAAUUAGUGAGUUACUUUCAACUUGAUUGUUUCCAUCAUUUGAAUAUAUUUUUAUGGACUCACUUGGUAUUGUUUACUUGAAUCUUCCCAUUGAUGUUUAAAAACUGCAAUUGAUCAGUUUCUUAUUGGCAUAUGUGUAUACUGUGCUUGUUGCUUGCAGUGGAAUCCAGGACGCAAGUUCCAUAGUGAACAUCAACUCGACUGACGAGUCCCGAAUAGGAAACAACGCGUGUUCUGAAUUCCAUGGCUAGCCACCAACCAUCUUUGCUUAUAAUGCUUGUGAAUUGAGGCAAUAUUGAGACAAUCCUUACAGGAUGUACAUAUGCUAGUAAGAAACUGAUCAAUUACGGUUCUAAACAUCCAUGGGAAGAUUCAAACAACCAAUACAAAAUGAAUUUAAACUUCACUCCAUUGCAUAAGCUAGUGGCUAUCAGGACUGAGUAGCUAAGUGGAUAACGAGAUGGCAUUUGAAGCGAAUGGUAAUGGUUUCGAGUCCCAGAGUGAACGUCAAUUCUGGACGAAACGCGUGUCGUAAAUUAUAUGAAAAUUUGCCAGCGUAUUAACUUCUUCUUAUUGACAACUAUUUUGUUUUUCACAUGAUAUUGAAAUACAUUUAUAAUUUACAUACGUUUUUAUGUGUAGGUCAGAGAGAUGCACCGAGGUAUUUCCAUAAAACCAACACUACUAUUAAACAGACUCACCACACCGCAACAACAACAGCAGCAGCAGCAAAAACAACUGCAAGGCAUUACCAUGUGACCUCAACUCCAAGAUAUUACACUACACCGAGGACUGCACUACACACUACUCAUCCCACACGAAAAACAUAUUACACUACACCGAGGACUGCACUACACACUACUCAUCCCACACGAAAAACAUAUUACACUACACCGAGGACUGCACUACACACUACUCAUCCCACACGAAAAACAUAUUACACUACACCGAGGACUGCACUACACACUACUCAUCCCACACGAAAAACAUAUUACACUACACCGAGGACUGCACUACACACUACUCAUCCCACACGAAAAACGACUCACCACACCGCAACAACAACAGCAGCAGCAGCAGCAAAAACAACUGCAAGGCAUUACCAUGUGACCUCAACUCCAAGCCACACUACUAAAGCCGUACAAAAGAAAUGUUUAAAGAAAAUGAAACCAAACGAUUUGAUGAACUUAAUAUUUGGCCUGAUUCCUCGAAUAAAAACAAUUGAAUUCGCAGAAAACGAAAAUCUUCAAAAGCUUGCAGAACUUUUCGAGGAAUUAUUCAAACAUUAAAUGAAUGUAAAACAUUCUUUUUUAACGAAAAUACCAGUUAAAGCGAAAUUUUCUUAAUACACUAUCAAUUCAUUAUUCAAUAAUUUGUUUUUGAUAAUGAUAAUAAUAAUUCACUUGAUAUUGUUUGGCUUGUAUCUUCCCAUUGAGGUUUAAGACUGCAAUUGAUCAGUCUGUUAUCGGCAUAUGUGCAUACUGUGCGCAUGCCUCGAUAUUG
This is a messenger RNA of Schistosoma guineensis, 1516 nucleotides long. The record is from the annotation of a GenBank genome assembly. NCBI's taxonomy places the organism in Eukaryota, Metazoa, Platyhelminthes, Trematoda, Strigeidida, Schistosomatidae.